This is a messenger RNA of Lynx canadensis (Canada lynx), 1242 nucleotides long. RefSeq names its product calcineurin like EF-hand protein 2 (gene CHP2). Gene Ontology annotation, molecular function: calcium ion binding. The transcript is spliced from 8 exons. The record is from RefSeq and is a predicted model, not a curated record. Lineage: Eukaryota; Metazoa; Chordata; Mammalia; Carnivora; Felidae. Bases 497 to 1060 code for a protein of 187 amino acids.
UUCCCAUGGUGUUUGAGGGCUGGCCGAGGUCCAAGGCCUUCCAGCCUGGAACUUCUACCAGGGGCACCACGGGAUACAGGAGGACGUGAACCAAGCCAGGUGGGGACUGUGCCCAGUGGACAGGCUGAGAUGCCCCAAUUACACAUGGGACCUGUGCUCCAGGUACAGCCAAGCAGUGACUCCAUUAAGCAUCAACAAUUACGCUGUGUCGACAGAAGAGGUGCAACGCAGUCACACUGGCUUGUCCAGGGUUAACCGCAUAGCUGAGGCCCCCAUCCAGUCCUUCCACAUCCAGUGAUCUUCCCACUCAAACCAGCUCCCCUCAUCCGCUCACGACCCUUCCCACUCCACUCUUCUUCGGGGUUCCUUCAACGUCUCUUCUGCCCGGCCCUCCUGCCCAGGGAAGGGGCCCCUAGCUGGGACUGGGACAAAUGGGUCCAGCUCCCCUCCCCACCCCUCGGCCCCCUUCCCAGAAGGACGUGGAUUCUGUCUGUGGAUGAUAAGGUCGGGACCCCCAGCCUUACUCACCGGGAGCCUCUCGCAGGCCAGUCUGCUCCGCCUCUACCACCGGUUUCGGGCACUGGACAGGAACAAGAAGGGCUACCUGAGCCGCAUGGAUCUGCAGCAGAUUGGGGCUCUGGCCGUGAACCCCCUGGGAGAACGCAUUAUAGACAGCUUCUUCCCUGAUGGGAAUCUGCGUCUGGAUUUCCCAGGCUUUGUCAGAGUCCUGGCUCAUUUUCGCCCCAUCGAUGAUGAGGACCCAGGAAUUCGAGACCCCAAGGAACCUGAACCCCUCAACAGCAGAAUGAACAAACUUCGCUUCGCAUUUCAGCUCUAUGACCUGGACCGGGACGGAAAGAUCUCCCGGCACGAGAUGCUACAGGUCCUCCGACUGAUGGUUGGGGUGCAGGUGACAGAAGAGCAGUUGGAGAGCAUCGCUGAUCGCACGGUGCAGGAAGCGGAUGAAGAUGGAGAUGGGGCUGUGUCCUUCCUGGAGUUCACCAAGUCCUUGGAGAAGAUGGACAUCGAACAGAAAAUGAGCAUACGGAUCCUGAAGUGACCCCCUUUGUGCCUUUGGCUGCCUUACACAGACCAGUUCAGCCCGGGAUUUGUCUUCAGCCCCUGCAGAGGCAGGGCCCCAAUAAACUGUAUUCUUGUGUCUAAGCUAAACUCUCUUUGGGGCCAAGGAAGGCAAGCUGGAAGUGUGUGUACCGAAUAAAGUCUAGCUCAUUUGAUGUCAGA